CUUUCCUCCCCCACAUAAACUUAGUUCAGAGGCACCCGGCAGCAGCAGCAGCUCAUCUCUGCCUCCCGUGUCCUUCUCCAUGACAGAGAAUCUCCACUCGAGGAAAAUGAUACAACCAAAGAAGUUUCGUGGAGUCAGGCAGCGUCACUGGGGCUCCUGGGUCUCCGAGAUCAGGCACCCUCUCCUUAAGAGAAGGGUGUGGCUGGGCACCUUUGAGACGGCUGAGGAGGCUGCAAGGGCGUAUGAUGAGGCCGCCGUGCUGAUGAGUGGCCGCAACGCUAAAACUAACUUCCCUGUCCAAAGGAGCACCACUGGUGAGCCUGCACCAACUUUAGGCAGGGAUGUUCGCAGCAACGCCGGUAGCAGCUCCUCUACCGCCAACCUGUCCCAGAUUCUCAGUGCCAAGCUCCGCAAGUGCUGCAAGGCGCCAUCGCCAUCCCUGACCUGCCUUCGCCUCGACCCCGAGAAGUCGCACAUUGGCGUCUGGCAGAAGCGUGCAGGGGCCCGCGCCGACUCCAACUGGGUCAUGACUGUGGAGCUCAAAAAAGAGACAGCAUCCACUGACGCUGCAGCACAGCCCACGUCAGCAGCAGCUGCUUCACCAGCAACACCAAUGGAUGAUGAGGAGAGGAUCGCGCUACAAAUGAUCGAGGAGUUGCUGAGCAGGAGCAGUCCAGCUUCGCCUUCACAUGGAGACGAUGAAGGUCACUUUGUCAUCUGAAAAGCAUGGAAGAAGCAGCACAAUGAAGUCGCAAUCCCACAUCAGAAUUUCGUUAGGCCGGUCGGUAUACAAGCAGUUCAGGUUGCUUCAGUAAUAUAGAUAUGUGAUGUCUAUUAGUAAAUCCAACUUACAAGAAUUAUAAGUUUGCAAUUGUGUGCAGCUCUAUGUAUUUGUGAAAAGCUCUACAUACACAAGUUCUUGUCAAAAUACUUUGUUACAAAUCAAUGUCAGUGAUAUAGUUGCUUAUAAAGGAAAUAAAUAGAUUGUGAUUGUGUUACUGUUCA
Phragmites australis (common reed) is the source of this 1005-nucleotide messenger RNA. RefSeq names its product ethylene-responsive transcription factor WIN1-like. The coding region runs from base 80 to 721 and encodes 213 amino acids. Gene Ontology annotation, molecular function: DNA-binding transcription factor activity; DNA binding. The transcript is spliced from 2 exons. The record is from RefSeq and is a predicted model, not a curated record. Lineage: Eukaryota; Viridiplantae; Streptophyta; Magnoliopsida; Poales; Poaceae. Gene Ontology annotation, biological process: regulation of DNA-templated transcription.